Messenger RNA from Pelobates fuscus (common spadefoot toad), 1250 nucleotides. It is a transcript of the gene GPR139, whose product is annotated as G protein-coupled receptor 139. Gene Ontology annotation, molecular function: neuropeptide receptor activity. The coding region runs from base 1 to 1047 and encodes 348 amino acids. Gene Ontology annotation, biological process: phospholipase C-activating G protein-coupled receptor signaling pathway. Gene Ontology annotation, cellular component: plasma membrane. Lineage: Eukaryota; Metazoa; Chordata; Amphibia; Anura; Pelobatidae. The record is from RefSeq and is a predicted model, not a curated record. The transcript is spliced from 2 exons.
AUGGAGCAUAAUCACAUAUACAACAGUUCCCUUCUGUCUCUGAAGAAUGGAUGUGGGUUGGGAUAUGUACCAGUUAUUUAUUAUAGUGUGCUGCUUUGCUUAGGAUUGCCAGCCAACAUCCUGACCGUAAUCAUACUAUCACAGUUAGUGGCUCGCAGGCAGAAAUCCUCCUAUAACUAUCUCCUGGCUUUGGCGGCGGCUGACAUAAUGGUUCUCUUCUUCAUCGUCUUUGUUGAUUUCUUGCUGGAAGAUUUUAUCUUGAACAAGCAGAUGCCUCAGAUACUCAAUAAAGUCAUUGAAGUCUUGGAGUUUUCUUCCAUCCAUACAUCAAUUUGGAUUACUGUCCCUUUGACGAUCGAUAGAUACAUAGCAGUAUGCCAUCCAUUGAAAUAUCACACUGUAUCGUUUCCUGCACGUACACGGAAAGUUAUCGUAAGUGUUUAUAUCACAUGUUUUUUGACUAGUAUCCCAUACUACUGGUGGCCAAAUAUUUGGAUUGAGGAUUACACAAGCACAUCAGUUCAUCAUAUCCUCAUUUGGAUCCAUUGUUUUACGGUUUACCUUGUGCCCUGUUCUAUAUUCUUUAUCCUAAACUCAAUUAUUGUGUACAAGCUAAGAAGAAAAAGCAAUUUUCGAUUAAGAGGAUACUCCACUGGGAAAACCACUGCCAUUUUGUUUACAAUUACAUCUAUUUUUGCCAUUCUUUGGGCACCAAGAAUUAUCAUGAUACUUUAUCACCUUUAUGUAUCUCCAAUUGAUAACAGCUGGCUAGUUCAUAUUGUGACAGAUGUUGCUAACAUGCUAGCCUUGUUGAACACUGCAAUUAAUUUCUUCCUAUACUGUUUUAUAAGCAAAAGGUUUCGUACAAUGGCAGCUGGGACAUUGAAGGCAUUUUUCAAGUGCCAGAAACAGCCAGUUCAGUUUUACACCAACUAUAAUUUUUCUAUAACCAGUAGCCCAUGGAUUUCACCUGCUAAUUCUCAUUGUAUUAAAAUGUUUGUUUACCAAUAUGAUAAAAACGGAAAGCCGGUGAAGAUCUCACCUUGAAAUUUAGGUACUGAAUGAUUUGGGUAUCAAUUCAUUUAUAAUGUUUGAGGAUUACAUUUGAAUGUAGGUAUUUUUUGAAGGUCGACUGAUUGAAGGGUGUUGAAGACUGAAAGUGCAAGUGGUUAGUAAGAGCAAUGACAAGAAUGGUGUCAUAGGCCAUACGCUAAUUGUCCUCUAGAAGUCGAAUGUUUCUCAGCAGAAAU